UGGAGGCCUAUAUUCCAUCGACCACAAGGGUUUAGAUAGCGAAAGGGGUUUUAUUAAGUGAGAGAGUGUGAAAUUAGGGUUUGGGAAACGAUGUCUGACGGCGAAGUGAAGAAGGGAUCUGUCAAGUGGUUCAACGAUCAGAAGGGGUUCGGCUUCAUCACUCCCGAUGACGGCAGCGAGGAUCUUUUCGUCCACCAAUCCUCCAUCAAAUCCGACGGAUUCCGCAGCCUCGGCGACGGCGAGGUCGUCGAAUACACGGUGGAGUACGGGAGCGACGGCCGCGCCAAGGCGGCCAACGUAACCGGACCUGAUGGCGCGUCUGUGCAGGGCAGCACCCGCGGCGGAGGCGGCGGCGGUGGCGGUGGCUACGGAGGUGGAAGAGGCGGCUAUAACGGAGGAGGCAGAGAUCGUGGCUACGGAGGCGGCGGCGGCGGCUACGGAGGCGGCGGUGGCGGCUACGGAGGCAGCGGGGGUGGCUACGGAGGCGGCGGUGGCGGCUACGGAGGAGGUGGCGGCAGCGGCUGCUUCAAGUGCGGUGAGAACGGUCACAUGGCGAGGGAGUGCCCGACCGGAGGAGGUGGUGGCGGCGGCGGUGGCCGUUACGGUGGUGGCGGCGGUGGAGGCCGUGGUGGUGGUGGCGGCGGCGGCUGCUACAACUGCGGUGAGGAAGGGCAUUUCUCUCGCGAGUGCCCUAACUCCAACCGUUAGAUCUGCUUCGUUUUCCGUCAGUAGCUGUUUCUGAGCUUGGUUUAUGUUUAUCUUUGUUUUCUGGUCUGGUCUAGUGGUCUAGGGUUUCUCAUAUGGUACUGCAUAAUGAGGUUUCUGGUGUGGGCAAGACACUUUUGGGUUUCACUACUGUCUGUUCCCCAGAUUUCUCAUUUUUCCUUAGGGUUUGAAUAUUUUGAAUGUGAUGUUGGUCUAUCUCUAUUUUUGUCCACAAAUGUAUACAUGCGUACAUGUAUGAACAUGUUGGUUGGCAAUCUAUCAAAUGAAUUGAGUGUU
Salvia splendens (bonfire salvia) is the source of this 1002-nucleotide messenger RNA. Its product is annotated as glycine-rich protein 2. The coding region runs from base 91 to 708 and encodes 205 amino acids. The record is from RefSeq and is a predicted model, not a curated record. Gene Ontology annotation, molecular function: zinc ion binding; nucleic acid binding. The transcript has a single exon. NCBI's taxonomy places the organism in Eukaryota, Viridiplantae, Streptophyta, Magnoliopsida, Lamiales, Lamiaceae.